AGAAAAAGCAAAUUGAAGACUUUGGUAUCUACUGCUCGAUCUUCUCUAGAAAUUCUAUGUGAAGUAGAUAACCAGACCCUGAAGCGAACUUCAUUUUGAUCCUCCAUCUGAAAAUGGCUAGCCUGCAGAUUUCUCUCUCGGGUCAGCUAAUCAUAAUCUGUGUGAUGAUGAUGAGUAGCUGCCAUGGAGCAUUUGCUACUAGUGUUGCCUUGUUCAUUUUCGGGGACUCGACUCUGGAUACUGGCAACAACAACUACAUCACCACCGUCCCGGAAAACCAAGCACAUUACAAGCCCUACGGCCAGAAUGGUUUCUUUGACCACCCCACCGGACGCUUCUCCGAUGGUCGUGUCAUUGUAGACUACAUAGCGGAGUAUGCAAAGCUGCCAAUAAUCCCUCCAUUUUUGGGACCAUCUGCUGACUACACAAAUGGAGUCAACUUUGCAUCGGGUGGUGCUGGUGUUCUUCCGGAAACCAAUCAAGGAUCGGCGAUUGAUCUUCCGACACAAUUGAGAUACUUUGAAGAGGUGCAAAAACGGUUCACAAAAAAAUUGGGAGAAGAGAAAGCAAAGGAAGUGAUAUCAGAGGCAGUGUAUUUCAUUAGUAUUGGAAGCAAUGACUAUAUGGGCGGUUACCUAGGUAAUCCAAAAAUGCAGGAACAAUAUAACCCUGAACAAUAUGUGGGGAUGGUCAUCGGAAACUUGACGCAGGCAAUCCAAGUGCUGUAUGAAAAAGGAGGUAGAAAAUUUGGUUUUCUAAGCUUGACUCCGCUUGGUUGCUUGCCUGCCUUUAGAGCUGUGAACCUCAGAGCCACGAAAGGAGGAAGGGGCUGUUUCGAAGGAGCUUCUGCCCUUGCACUAGCUCAUAAUGAUGCGCUUAAUACCGUGCUCGCAAACCUUGGAUAUGUUCUCAAAGAGUUCAAGUACUGCAGCUCCAAUUUCUAUGACUGGCUCCAGGAAAGAAUAGAUCAUCCUUACAAAUAUGGUUUCAAGGAUGGAAUCAAUGCUUGUUGCGGAAGCGGACCAUAUGGAGGUUCGUUCACCUGUGGAGGCACAAAGGAGGAUAAAGAUUACCAGUUAUGUAGCAAUGCUGAUGAUUAUAUAUGGUGGGACUCCUUCCAUCCAACAGAGAGGAUCCAUGAGCAACAUGCAAAGGCUCUCUGGAAUGGACCGCCUUCUUCUGUCGGGCCAUACAACCUAGAAGGUCUCUUCUUUGAGAAGGAGAAGCUCACCAUUGGCAGCAUAGUUGAUAAACCAGAAGCAGAUCAGUUUCAGUCCUUCUAAGAUAGCAGGACAUACAUCAUGUUUUCUAUAUGCAAGGGAUAGAACUGUGGUCAGAUACAAUUUUGAGUUAAAAUUUGUUCGAUCACUUGAGUUCAAAUCUGUAUGUGAUGUGAUCAUUAGAGAAUUUAUGCACAUUGGAAACACAAAAUAAAGACUCUCAUGAAGAGGUCUUAUUCUCCCAUAUCGGCAAUGUGCAAUGAAAGGGAUUGCUACUCCAAUAAUAAAGGCCCUGUUCUACUUUAAAAA
Molecule: messenger RNA, 1529 nt
Organism: Rosa chinensis
Lineage: Eukaryota; Viridiplantae; Streptophyta; Magnoliopsida; Rosales; Rosaceae
Product: GDSL esterase/lipase 5
Exons: 5
Coding region: 114-1283 (389 amino acids)
Molecular function (GO): hydrolase activity, acting on ester bonds
Source: RefSeq, a predicted model, not a curated record